Fusarium redolens is the source of this 891-nucleotide messenger RNA. RefSeq lists its product as uncharacterized. NCBI's taxonomy places the organism in Eukaryota, Fungi, Ascomycota, Sordariomycetes, Hypocreales, Nectriaceae. The coding region runs from base 1 to 891 and encodes 296 amino acids. The record is from RefSeq and is a predicted model, not a curated record. The transcript has a single exon. Gene Ontology annotation, molecular function: hydrolase activity.
AUGACUUCAUCAAACCUUGCUCAACGCAUUCCUCCCGACUCAUGGGACUCACACAUGCACAUUGUCGAUGUUGAGAAUUACACCCUUGAUGCUUCAGCCAAAUACCGUCCUACCUCUCAUACCCUCGACCAAGCCCUCGCUUUUGAAACUAGCGUUGGGCUUCGAAACAUAGUCCUGGUUCAACCAUCUAUCUAUGGCCUUGAUAACUCAUGUUUGCUCGAUGGUCUUCGCGCCCUUGGUGCUGAGCGUGGAAGAGGCGUUGUUGCUAUUGACCCUGAGUCGUUCAACGCAGAUGAACUACGUUCAUGGCAUGAAUUGGGCGUCCGUGGAGUGAGACUGAAUAUUCUCUCAAAUGAACUUGCAAUUGAUGCGGCUGAGUUGGAGCGUCAACUGAUGCUUUACGCCGAUGCCGUGAGACCAUUGGGGUGGGUCGUCCAAGUCUACGUUCCUAUGGAUAUGGUUACUCUCCUCGAACCUAUCAUCCCAAAGCUGAAUAUCAAGUUCUGCAUAGACCAUCUUGGACAUCCACCUCUCAAGAAAUACGCAGGUGCCGACCCAUAUGAUAUACCAGGCUUCUCAUCCCUCAUCAACUUACUCAAGACCGGCCAGACAUAUGUCAAGCUGUCGGCCGCUUACCGGAUGAGCACACUCCCUGACUACAGCGACUUGGAUCCCAUCGCUAAGGAGGUCAUUCGAGUUGCUGGAAAGACUCAUGUUGUUUUUGCAACUGAUUGGCCUCAUACUAGGUUUGAGGGACUGGAUAUCAAGCCGUGGAUGGAGAGAGUGCUGGGAUGGUGCGGUGAUGAUGGGCAUCUCAAAGAGCGGCUGUUCAGAGGAAAUGCGGAAGAUUUAUGGGAUGUUCAGAGGCCAUCGAGGAAGGCGGACCAGUGA